Messenger RNA from Anarrhichthys ocellatus (wolf-eel), 2847 nucleotides. RefSeq names its product salvador family WW domain containing protein 1 (gene sav1). Lineage: Eukaryota; Metazoa; Chordata; Actinopteri; Perciformes; Anarhichadidae. Gene Ontology annotation, cellular component: cytosol. Bases 249 to 1508 code for a protein of 419 amino acids. The record is from RefSeq and is a predicted model, not a curated record. The transcript has 5 exons. Gene Ontology annotation, molecular function: protein binding; molecular adaptor activity. Gene Ontology annotation, biological process: negative regulation of cell population proliferation; apoptotic process; positive regulation of apoptotic process.
GACUACCAGGACUGUACAGUAACCAUUCCCAGUGAGGACGAGCGGUGGGAGUGGAGCUCCGCUCAAAGGCGACUGGACCACCGGGAGGAAAGACUCGUCCAGUAGCUCAAGUUAGCUGGCUAACUUGCUGCUAGCUAAUCUAUUAAACCUUUUUUUUUUAAAAACAUGUUUACUCUCCGGGAUGGUUGCAGAGUCGACGGGUUGUGGCCAUGACGUUCGCUGUUGAUGUUUCCCAAAAGCCUUGAGUUAUGCUCUCACGAAAGAAAAGUAAAAAAGAAGCGUCGAAACCAGCCGAGGUACACGGGAAAUAUGUGAAGAAGGAAACGUCGCCGCUCCUGAGAAAUCUUAUGCCAUCAUUCAUCCGCCAUGGACCCACUAUUCCCAGACGCACAGAGGUCCCUCUGCCAGAUAUGGGGCCCUCUUCCUACCCUGUGCCACCCACCCGGGAGCCUGUUGUGUCCCGCAACAAGAGCUUUCUCCGUGCCCCUGUGCAGAGGCCUCCUCACGAGGUGGCCCGCAGAGAGAGCCACCGCAUGUCUGCACCUCCGUACCUGCCUCGCAGUCUGGGAGACCUGCCUCACGAGUACGGAGGCUCCUCACAGUCUUUUCUCACAGACGUGAUCCCCAUGUCUGAGAACGGAGAUGCUGCCCGGUAUUACUACCCCUCUGAACCUUACUAUGACAACCAACAGCACCAACAGCACCAACAGCAGCAGCAGCAGCAGCAGCAGCAGCAGCAGCAGCAGCGCCAGCCCAUGAGGGUCCCGGACCGCUUUCCUGAGGACUAUAGAUACUAUGAGCACAAUGAACACAACUUCCAAAGACUUCCACGACAACACACCCCCCCAGCUCCAAGCAGACCCCCUUCAGGCAUAGGUCGAAUACAGGCCAAGUCUCUGGGGAACCUCUCCUGUCUAACGGGAGAGGACAUCCCCCUUCCGGGCGGCUGGACCGUUGACUGGACCAUCCGUGGCAGGAAGUACUACAUCGACCACAACACGAACACUACACACUGGAGCCACCCUCUGGAGAGGGAAGGGCUCCCUCCGGGCUGGGAGAAGGUGGAGUCGGCUGAGUUUGGGGUCUACUACGUGGAUCACAUCAACAAGAGGGCCCAGUACCGACACCCCUGUGCUCCGAGUGUGCCUCGCUAUGAUCAGCCUCCACCGUUACCGCCUCCUGUGACCUAUCAGCCACGUCCUGAGAGGAACCAGCCGGUGCUGGUGCCCGCCAACCCGUACCACACAGCAGAGAUCCCAGACUGGCUGCAGGUGUACGCCCGGGCCCCUCUCAAGUAUGACCACAUCUUGAAGUGGGAGUUGUUCCAGCUGGCAGACCUGGACACGUAUCAGGGCAUGCUGAAGCUGCUCUUCAUGAAGGAGCUGGAACACAUCGUCAAAUCCUACGAGGCGUACCGGCAGGCGCUGCUGUCGGAGGUGGAGGCUCGCAAACAGCGGCAGCAGUGGUAUGCCCAGCAGCCCAACAAGAACUUCAUUGGGAACAUGUGAUGUGUGCGUGUGUGUGUGUGUGUGUGUGUGUGUGUGUGCGCGUGUGUGUGCGUGUGUGUGUGUGCAGCGGGGGACGUUGUGCUGCCACUCCUCUCUGAGGUUGCCACAGUUUGGGAGCGGUCAGGGUUUCCUUUGAAAUCACGAUGGACUCUUAAUUGCCUCUUUACCAAACACAUCUGUGCCUUUGCUUGAUCCAAAUAUAUCAGCCAGGAACCCCCCUCCCCCUCCCCUCCAUGUGACAGUCAAUCUAUGAAUGACCUUGUGACUGAAAAACACUCCAAUGAAGAAGAAGAAUAACCUAUAAUGUGCUACAUCUGGGGAGACUCGUGGUGCCGUUUACAGCCACUGCCCUGAGAACUGAGUUCUGGGUUUCUGCUUUUAAGACUGAGGAGAACAGAGUCUGAAAAGCUACGGAUAUUUGUUCAAAAACAUCCUGAGAUUGUGCCUUUUUUCUUUUUUUAAAUAAAAUAAAACGCAGCAAUUUUAAUACACCAGCUACUCCGUCAUUAUUUCCUGUUGGAGAAAAUGGCCGGCAGCUUAAUGUAAUUUGUUUCUAUAUGAAAUACUUCAUGAAUAUUUCUUUCCUUUGCUUUGAUACCUUCAUAAAAUGAAACCACACUUUUACAUUAAAUAAAAAGUGCAUUUUUUUUUCUCUUUUUUUUUUUUAUGACAUAUCCUUAAUAAGACAAUCCACCAAAACUUUCACAGAUAUUUAAGUUUUGAUAUGAAAUGAGACGUUUUGUUGGAUAACAUUUGAUGCAGUGGUUUGUGCAUCUUGUGGCUCUCGGCAUUACUGUAAGUCAGGAAUAUGUGUGUAAAAUGAAACAUAAAUAAGCUACUGGAACUUUACAAAAACACAUCAGAAGACACACCAAGUUUGCCAAACAAGUGCAAUUCAGCUUCUCCUUGUUCUGUUCUUUUGGGAUGUUUCCUGCCUCGGUAAUGCCUUGUUUUUAUGGACUCGCUCGUCUCUUCUGUGGAAGAAAUGAUCACUAAUCAAUCAGCCUAAGCCGUCUUAAGAUACUCCGAAUUUGUUUAUGCUUUAGGGUUUGUCUAGUAGAAACUUAUCUUCACAGUAAAAAAAUAUAUAAACAGUUUUGAUGGGGAUCUGUUUACGACGGUGAUUACAAAUCCAAACAUUUCUGAAUGUCCUCGGAUGGUUUCUGAUAAGUCGGCAGUGGAGUAGGUUUGUAAGAACGAGUCCUUCACUAUGCAAGAAGGUCUCAAUCACUUCUUUUCACAAACAGUGGCAUCACUUUGUACAUUUCUGAUUUUGUGGAUUGCAAAUACAGAACAAGCAAUAAAGUCUGCAGUGAAGAAAACAACUUUUCUGGAUGUA